AUGCUCUUACUAUUCGAGACGCCUGGAGGUUUUGCCCUCUUUAAAGUUAAAAAUGAAGGAAAGCUUGCUAACGUUGAGGAUCUGGGUAAAGAGUUCGCAUCUCCAGACUCAGCACGAAAGAUGGUUAAGCUAAAAGCUUUUGAUAAGUUUGACAACACAUCUGAAGCUCUCGAAGCAGUGGCUAAGUUGCUUGAGGGAACUCCAAGCAAAGGUCUCCGCAAGUUUUUGAAAGCUAACUGCGAAGGUGAAACCUUGGCUGUGGCUGAUUCAAAGCUUGGAAACGUCAUCAAGGAGAAGCUGAAAAUCGAUUGUGUUCACAACAAUGGUGUGAUGGAGCUACUUCGUGGUGUUAGAAGUCAGUUCACAGAGCUCAUAUCUGGUUUGGGUGAUCAAGACUUGGCUCCUAUGAGUUUGGGUUUGUCUCACAGUCUCGCUAGAUACAAGCUCAAGUUCAGCUCUGACAAGGUGGACACGAUGAUAAUCCAAGCUAUUGGUCUGCUCGAUGAUCUUGACAAAGAGCUGAACACAUAUGCGAUGAGAGUUAGAGAGUGGUACGGAUGGCAUUUUCCCGAGCUUGCUAAGAUCAUUUCGGACAAUAUCCUAUACGCCAAAUCUGUGAAGUUGAUGGGAAACCGGAUUAAUGCUGCCAAGUUGGACUUCUCUGAGAUUUUAGAUGACGACGUUGAGGAAAAAAUGAAGGAAGAUUCUGUGAUAUCUAUGGGAACAGAAGUCAGUGACCUCGAUUUACUGCACAUCCGUGAGCUCUGUGACCAGGUCCUCUCUCUUGCUGAGUACAGAGCCCAGCUCUACGAUUACCUGAAGAGCAGAAUGAACACUGUUGCACCAAAUCUGACUGCCUUGGUUGGGGAGCUUGUUGGUGCUCGUCUUAUUUCCCAUGGAGGUAGUUUGUUGAACCUUUCCAAGCAACCUGGAAGCACCAUUCAGAUUCUCGGUGCAGAGAAAGCUCUCUUCAGAGCACUCAAGACGAAGCAUGCCACACCCAAGUAUGGAUUGAUUUACCACGCGUCUGUGGUUGGUCAAGCAGUACCAAAGCAUAAGGGAAAGAUCUCCCGGUCAUUGGCUGCUAAAGCUGCUCUCUCUAUUAGGUGUGAUGCUCUCGGUGAUGGUCAAGAUAACGCUUAUGGACUUGAAAACCGUACCAAGCUUGAAGUAAGGUUGAGAUCUCUUGAAGGAAAAGACUCAAGUCGUCUUUCUGGUUCAGCUAAAGGCAAACCUAAGAUUGAAGUCUAUGACAAGGACAAGAAGAUGGGGUCUGGUGGUCUUAUCACUCCUGCUAAGACUUACAACACUGCUGCAGAUUCUCUUAUUGGGAAAACACCAACUAAGUCUGUGACCGAGGACGGUGAGAAGUCAUCAAAGAAGAAGGAUAAGAAGAAGAAGAAGGUGGAAGAAGAGGAACCCGAGAAAGAGGAAUCGUCAAAGAAGAAGAAGAAGAAGAAAGCUGAAGCAGAAACUGAAGUCGUAGAGGUUGCAAAAGAGGAGAAGAAGAAUAAAAAGAAGAGAAAGCAUGAGGAAGAAGAAGCAACAGAGACCGAAACACCAGCCAAGAAGAAAGAUAAGAAGGACAAGAAAAAAACUGCUUUUGUCUGGUCAAGUUUCAGAUUUGACCAUCUGUGUCGCCAAUUUCGCCUCUCGAUCAUAAACUGCAGUUGA
Messenger RNA from Microthlaspi erraticum, 1674 nucleotides. NCBI's taxonomy places the organism in Eukaryota, Viridiplantae, Streptophyta, Magnoliopsida, Brassicales, Brassicaceae. The record is from the annotation of a GenBank genome assembly.